This is a messenger RNA of Amorphotheca resinae ATCC 22711, 2235 nucleotides long. RefSeq lists its product as hypothetical. The transcript has a single exon. The record is from RefSeq and is a predicted model, not a curated record. NCBI's taxonomy places the organism in Eukaryota, Fungi, Ascomycota, Leotiomycetes, Helotiales, Amorphothecaceae. Bases 1 to 2235 code for a protein of 744 amino acids.
AUGUAUUCCUGUCCUACCAAAUCCGCUUAUAGCACACCUUCGUGUCACCGAUGUCAGUCUCACCAGGCUCGCCCAUAUCACAUUGAUUAUCGACCGUCAGACAACGAACGCCUCUCAAGUAACGAUCAAGAUACUUCAGCCCAAGGUUUCAAAUACCAAAGAUCGCCAUACCGUCCCAUACCAAACGUCUCACUUGAUAUUUUCUCUCUCAUCCGCAAGUUUGAGGCACUUGGACCUCUGGAUCUACCAUUCAAGAUUUCAAAUCUGCAGUCAGCACCAUCCAAAACUUCACAAACUUCACCAAGAGGCAAAGCGGAGGAGACUGGAACUUCUCAGCCAUCUAGACCUUUGAUCAGCUUCAGUCCAAGAAGUUGGGGUGGAAGUAGAUUCAAGGAUGUACUUUCUGACGACAAGCCAACCUCGGCGCAAGAGGAUAGUUUCUAUCCUCCUUCCUCCACAUACGGUAAACGGAUCAGGAAGUCUGAUUCAGAAACGCUAGGCCAAGUUCAAAGUCCGUAUAAAGCAAGCAGCAUUCAAUUUGAGAGUGCUGCUCCAGAUUGCAAACCCCCCUCUCUGCUCAAAGAACACAUGCUUGCUCCACAUUCACGAAAGGGCAGGGCAGUUGACAGGAGAGGAAGUACUGUGAAUGAUAAAGUCAGGCUCUUUGACGGAAGCUUGGACAACACUAUUGCUUCCUGUAAGCUUCGCGUUCAGGUCUGGGGACUCGCUGACAUCGUUCAUUUUCUAGCAUCGUCGUUCGUAAGUGCCAGAGAGAGAUUGUCAUCCGAUGCUCCUUACCCAACAAGCCCGCCUUUUGGGGAAAGAAAUAACGAUAUGUUGCCGCUCUCCAUACCUUCGACAAUAAGAGGGGCAGAUCCUAAAAUCUCCCCCACCAAAUCCGAUUCCCCUUUAUCUCCGGGUAAACGACACUUCGUUGUUGGAGAUUCUACACCGAAUCCAUUCCUAAUUCAGAACCCUCACUCCAAAUCUCCCCUUCAGAGAACACUCCAGCGUACAUCGCCCAAAACAGAGAGGGAUCUCAGAUACCUUGCCACUGAGUGUAAGUCCUGCCGUGAGUGUUCAUUAAGGCACAAUGCGGUGACAAGAAUACCCGAACCAGAGGAAGAAGAUACAUCACCCGAUGAUAGUAAAGACAUAAGUCUGAUCAGAGCAUCCUCAGAACCAAGAUCCACAAUGACGGAGCAGACAAGAAUUGGCGACAAGAUUGAAGCUCUCUACCGUGCAAGGAACAGUGAAAAGAAAAAAGGAUAUUCAUGGGAAGUUUCUCGAGGUAGAAAUAUGGUCCGUCCAUCAAAUACCAGGCUGAUGAGAGAUAUAUUUGAGCCUGUUGGUACCACUAGGAAAGUUGAUGGAACAAACCUCCCGACAGGAGAAUCGAUAGUCUCAAAUAAAAGGAUGGCUUUCGAUGGAGGACAAAUCACCAAACAGUCCGGCCCACAGGAUUGUCCAUCAUCGUCUAGAGCUUCAAGAACGACCGCCUUAGCAAUCAGGAAAGAGAAGAUGUUUACUGGAUUCCCGCCUCCCCCGCCUCCCCCAGCACCGCCGCUUCCACAACACUGUAUUCUAGGCAUAUCUGGAGCAUCUGCAAAAGAGCAUGGAAUAAUCGCACCGCAGAUUCCAGAUGCUACAGGCGAAGGCGAAGUCAGUCUGCCAAACUCAACCCCCAAGAGAUCUCGAACAGUAAGCAAAGCCAUUGAGGAUAAGAUGAGGUUCUUCGAAGAGACACCUGAAACCACUGCGGUUAUAGACACGAAUCUCAGGGGCAGCAGUGAUUCGAAAAGGGCGGGAAAUUCAAUGUUUGAGAUACGGAAGAGAUUAUUCGAGGAUAUUGGUAGAGAGAGACAUACCACGGACGGGUUGGGGAAGAGAUUAAGCAUCGGAGACAUAAACGACAUCAUAAAUGAAUUUCAAGUUGUGGAAGGAGACAACCUGGGAAAAAGAAAUGGUGUUGUGGGAAAAUGGAACUUAAUGGCUGAGCCUAGCUCGAUUUCAAAUCGAAUGCCAGUCGAACUGAAAGGUCCAGUGGCAGUGGGUGGCGCGUCUCGGGAUGCGAUCAGAGAAAUGGUAAUUAAGGAAGCUGAAUGUGGGCUAAAGGAGCCAAAACCACUGAGAUUGGCCGAAAUGAAGAGGAUGAUGUGGAUGUGUACAGAGAAAGUUGACAGCACUCGAAUGAGGAGAAAGGCAGUGUCUAAAUCUCCAAAGGGGAAGCUUUAA